AUGGCUACCGCCAACGUCAAUCGCCCUACCAACAUCAAGGAGAAGGAUGCCGACAUCAACCGCAAACUCCAGGUCUAUGGUAUCUUCCGCGCUUUCCAGGCCGGCAAGGUCCCUUCCAAUGACCAGAUUGAUGUCGCUCUGAACAGCUUUUUGCAGUCACCCGCCCUCUCCAAGCCCUCCACCAAACUCUCCGCCGACGGCAAGCUCCUAAUUGAGGACACCCGCGAGGUCAUCAGACUCGCCAAGAACCUUGUCCUUUCCAAGAAUGACGGCAACCUCAUCCAGGACUUCAUCUGGCAGACCACACAAUUUGACGCCAAGUCCGUCCAGGGCCCCAAGGCUCCCAUCAGCAAAGAUUCUGCCGAGAAGGAUGGCGAGGAAGCCCUUCAGGGUUUGAGAACCCUUGGAACCCUGCUCAUCACCAAUGGACAAUUCCGCAAGCUGCUCAAGGACUCGACUGUCCUCUUCCGUGACAUUGCUGGCGAUGCCGCUAGUAACGCUGCUGGUCGCGUCCGCCCAUCGGAAGAUGAUCUCGCCCAGAUUGACCAGGCUGCCGAGGACAAUACCUGGCAUGAGGCCCCUAAGUGGAACAAGGAAGACCUCAAAAAGCAGGCCCAGGGCUUCUAUAAGGGCAACGCCAAGCAGGAUGCUCAGGAGGUUGCCGAAAAUGUCAAGUCUGCUGCUGCUCCCUCUUCUGGUGAUGCCCGCGACGCCAACGUCGCUGCCGGCCACGAGACCGCCAAGUCUUCUCUCAAGCAGAAGCUCGACAAGAAUGUUGAUCCCGAGACCCAGGAGAACAUCAAGGCGAAGAAGGAAGAGCAGCGUCGCAAGGCUCGGGAGUACUUUGACAAGAAAAUGCCUGCCGAGCGAAAGGAGCAGAUCAUCUUCCGCCUCAAGAAGAUGGUCAUUGAGUGCCAGCAACACACCGACUACUCUCAGGCCGUCCAGAGCCUCCUCCGCCUUGCCCGCACCUAUGGCGAACACGGUCGCUCCCUCGGUAAGGAGUCUGGCGGCUCUCUGAACCAGGCCCGCAGCGGCUUCGCUGCUGCCGAGGCCGACCUCCGCACCCUGCUUGAGCGAUUCGCAAACGGCACUUCCACCUCUAAUCUCUGGAAGUCUAUUGGUCAGAUCUACCAGGACGCCCAGAAGGACCCUGAGCUCAAGGGCUGGUUUAACAACAUGGACAAGUACAUUAACCGCCUGCUCCUCGAACAGGGUUACGUCCUCGAGGAACAGUCCACCAAGGACUGGGAUGUUCUUUACCAGCAAGGCCGCCAUUUGCUUCGCGAGAAGUACAAGGGCCACUCUGACAACGUGAUCGACGAGAUUAAGUUUAUCGGCGAUCAGUUCGAUAAGGACCCCCAGAACAAGCAGUUCGGUGCUGCUGUCCAGAAGCUCUUCAAGAACCUCGGCAACAACGCCGAUGGCAAGCCCGAAUUCAAGCCCCACCUCGUCAAGGAUGUUUUCGAUGUCAUUCUGCCCUCCAUCCUCCGCAACAUUGCCUACAUCCCCAUCCCUCGCAUCGAGUACUCUGACCCCGGCUUUGACGCCGUCAUUGAGAACCUCAUCCUUGAGAGUGACAAUUUCAUGCCCAAUGUUGCUGAGCUUGUUUCCAACAACAACUGGAAGUGGGGUCGCAGGAAUAUUACCAAUCGCAACCAGAACAUGAUUGACCUCAAGGUCUCCGGUAUCCAGAUGGAUCUGCGCGAUGUUAGCUACCACAUUAAGCGCAAAACCGGUUUCCCCAAGAUCACCGACACUGGUGUUGCUGAUAUCCUUCUACCUGGCGAUGGCUUCUCCUUCCGCAUGAAGGUCUCCACUGCCGAUAAGACUGAUCGCCAGAACAUUUUCAAGGUGGAGAAGGUUGACGUUGACUUCAAGAGCCUGAACGUUAAGCUCAAGAAGUCCAAAUUCAAGGGUCUCUUUGCCAUCUUCAAGCCUGUCCUGCUCCGUGCCCUGCGACCUGCUCUGCAGAAGGCCGUUGAGAAGGCCAUCAAGGAUCAGUGCAACGAGUAUGACCGCACUUUGUACGAGCUUAAGAAGGAGGCCGAUCGGGCUGGCGAGCACCCUGGCGAGGAUGGCAAGAAGACAAACUUCUUCAAGCGCUUCUACGACGCCAGCCAGCAGCGCGCUCUCAAGAACAAGCAGCAGCAGGAGCAGCUCAAGAAGAACAAGUCGGAUGACAAUAAGAAGAUCAACAUCACCAUGACCGACGACGAGUCCAUCUUCCCUGGUCUCAAGUUGCCUGGCGGUGUGAGCUCCAAGGCUACCGAGUACAAGCAGCUUGCUCUCAAGGGCGAGAAGUGGGAGAGCCCUGUCUUCUCUAUUGGUAACGCCAGCAAGAGUCGGGACAUUCCCGCCGCUCCACAGAUCGUGAGCAAGACCCGCGGACCCACGGGAGCUGGCGCCGGAAGCGGUGUCGCUGGCAGUGGAAACGCUGUGGGUGGAAAUACUCUCGCUGGCGCAAACGAAAUCGGUGGCGGCGGCGUCGCUGCUGGCAGUGGAAUUGCUGCCGGCAACGGUCUUCACUCCAACGGCAACGCCCUCCACGCCAACGGCACUGGCCUGAAUGCCCAUGGCAAUGGCAUCGCCAACGGUCAUGGCAUUAAGAAGACUGCUGCCCCGGCUCUCGAUCCCACCAACCCUGUUCCCAUCAACUAA
Molecule: messenger RNA, 2661 nt
Organism: Beauveria bassiana ARSEF 2860
Lineage: Eukaryota; Fungi; Ascomycota; Sordariomycetes; Hypocreales; Cordycipitaceae
Exons: 2
Coding region: 1-2661 (886 amino acids)
Molecular function (GO): lipid binding
Source: RefSeq, a predicted model, not a curated record